Felis catus (domestic cat) is the source of this 7185-nucleotide messenger RNA. RefSeq names its product kinesin family member 5C (gene KIF5C). The record is from RefSeq and is a predicted model, not a curated record. The coding region runs from base 381 to 3254 and encodes 957 amino acids. The transcript is spliced from 26 exons. Gene Ontology annotation, biological process: microtubule-based movement. NCBI's taxonomy places the organism in Eukaryota, Metazoa, Chordata, Mammalia, Carnivora, Felidae. Gene Ontology annotation, molecular function: microtubule motor activity; microtubule binding; ATP binding.
GGUGCUGAUGCAGGAUGGCUGGGCGCGCAGGAGCCCGGGAGGUCUGAGCCGGGCGAGGCUCGCUCCCUGCGCAUCGCCUGGUCCGCCGGCCGCGUGGUCGCGGGCAGGUGGGCCCGGGGAGCAGCGCCGGGCCAGGGCAAGGCCAGGGAAGGCAGGUCUGCAGCCGGCGGGGCGGGAGGCUGGCUGAUAGAAACCUACCCGGUUUCGGAACGGCCGGAGGCGCCCAGCCCGCCGAGUUCGCGAUGACCUGCUGAGAAGCUUCGUUGGAGGCUGCAGGAGGCGGCCUCGCUGCAGGCGGUGCGGUUCGCGGCCUCCUCCCUCGUCUUACUGAGCCCCGGCCCCCCACCCAUCCCCGCGCCCCCUCCCUGCCGCCAGCCGAGAUGGCGGAUCCAGCCGAAUGCAGCAUCAAAGUGAUGUGCCGGUUCCGGCCCCUCAACGAAGCGGAGAUUCUCCGAGGGGACAAAUUCAUCCCAAAAUUUAAAGGCGAUGAGACCGUGGUGAUUGGGCAAGGAAAGCCAUAUGUCUUCGACAGAGUGCUGCCUCCCAGCACGACCCAAGAGCAGGUUUACAAUGCGUGUGCAAAGCAAAUUGUCAAAGAUGUCCUUGAAGGUUAUAACGGGACGAUUUUUGCGUAUGGACAGACUUCAUCAGGAAAAACACACACCAUGGAGGGGAAGCUACAUGACCCUCAACUCAUGGGGAUCAUCCCAAGGAUCGCGCACGACAUCUUUGACCAUAUCUAUUCCAUGGAUGAAAACCUGGAGUUUCAUAUCAAGGUUUCCUAUUUUGAGAUCUACUUGGACAAAAUCAGGGACUUACUGGAUGUAUCCAAGACGAACUUGGCUGUUCAUGAAGACAAAAACAGAGUCCCGUAUGUAAAGGGGUGCACCGAGCGCUUUGUGUCAAGCCCCGAGGAAGUCAUGGAUGUGAUAGAUGAAGGCAAAGCAAACCGACACGUGGCUGUAACAAAUAUGAAUGAACACAGCUCGAGAAGUCACAGUAUCUUCCUGAUCAAUAUUAAACAAGAGAAUGUAGAGACCGAAAAAAAGCUCAGUGGGAAGCUGUAUCUAGUUGAUUUGGCCGGGAGCGAAAAGGUCAGCAAGACUGGUGCCGAGGGAGCUGUUCUCGACGAAGCUAAAAAUAUCAAUAAAUCUUUGUCUGCUCUUGGAAACGUGAUCUCUGCCUUGGCAGAAGGGACAAAAACACACGUACCAUAUCGGGACAGCAAGAUGACUCGAAUUCUUCAGGACUCUCUGGGUGGGAACUGUAGAACCACCAUCGUUAUUUGCUGCUCUCCUUCUGUCUUCAAUGAGGCUGAGACCAAGUCAACACUGAUGUUUGGGCAAAGGGCUAAGACCAUCAAGAACACAGUCUCCGUGAACCUGGAACUGACAGCGGAAGAAUGGAAGAAGAAAUAUGAAAAAGAGAAAGAGAAAAACAAGACUCUCAAGAAUGUUAUCCAGCAUCUGGAGAUGGAGCUAAACAGAUGGAGAAACGGAGAAGCUGUGCCUGAGGAUGAACAGAUCAGUGCUAAAGACCAGAAGACCUUGGAGCCCUGCGAUAACACCCCCAUCAUAGACAAUAUUGCUCCUGUUGUUGCUGGCAUCUCUGCAGAGGAGAAAGAGAAGUACGACGAGGAGAUCUCCAGUCUCUACAGACAACUGGAUGAUAAGGAUGAUGAAAUUAACCAGCAGAGCCAGCUGGCUGAAAAGCUAAAGCAACAGAUGUUGGAUCAGGACGAGCUUUUGGCUUCCACAAGAAGAGAUUAUGAGAAGAUCCAGGAAGAACUGACACGUCUCCAGAUUGAAAACGAGGCAGCCAAAGAUGAAGUGAAAGAAGUUCUCCAGGCUCUGGAAGAGCUGGCUGUCAAUUAUGACCAGAAGUCCCAGGAAGUAGAGGACAAGACCAGGGCCAAUGAGCAGCUGACAGAUGAGCUGGCCCAGAAGACGACUACAUUGACAACCACACAGAGAGAGCUGAGCCAGCUACAAGAGCUUAGCAACCACCAGAAGAAGAGGGCUACUGAGAUCCUGAAUUUGCUGUUGAAGGAUCUGGGGGAGAUAGGUGGAAUUAUCGGCACCAAUGAUGUGAAGACUUUGGCAGAUGUGAACGGAGUCAUUGAGGAGGAAUUCACCAUGGCCCGCCUGUAUAUCAGCAAGAUGAAGUCGGAGGUCAAAUCCCUGGUGAACCGCAGCAAACAGCUCGAGAGCGCCCAGAUGGACUCCAACAGGAAGAUGAAUGCCAGUGAGCGGGAGCUGGCAGCCUGCCAGCUGCUCAUCUCCCAGCAUGAAGCCAAGAUCAAAUCCCUGACAGAUUACAUGCAGAACAUGGAACAGAAGAGGAGGCAGCUGGAAGAGUCCCAAGACUCACUUAGUGAAGAGCUGGCCAAACUCCGAGCCCAAGAAAAAAUGCACGAAGUCAGCUUCCAGGAUAAGGAAAAGGAACACCUGACCCGACUGCAGGAUGCCGAGGAAAUGAAGAAGGCGCUGGAGCAGCAGAUGGAGAGUCACCGGGAAGCUCACCAGAAGCAGCUGUCCAGACUUCGAGAUGAGAUCGAGGAGAAGCAGAAAAUCAUCGAUGAGAUGCGGGAUUUGAAUCAGAAGCUGCAGCUAGAGCAGGAGAAGCUCAGUUCUGAUUAUAACAAGCUGAAAGUGGAAGACCAAGAGAGGGAAAUGAAGCUGGAGAAGCUCUUAUUGCUCAAUGAUAAAAGGGAACAAGCCAGAGAGGACCUCAAGGGGCUGGAGGAGACAGUGUCUCGAGAAUUGCAGACUCUUCAUAACCUCCGGAAACUCUUUGUCCAGGAUCUGACUGCCCGGGUCAAGAAGAGUGUAGAGCUGGACAACGAUGAUGGAGGGGGCAGUGCUGCCCAGAAGCAGAAAAUUUCCUUCCUGGAAAAUAACCUGGAGCAGCUCACGAAGGUUCACAAACAGCUGGUCCGGGACAAUGCAGACCUGCGCUGUGAGCUGCCCAAGCUGGAGAAGCGGCUGCGUGCCACGGCAGAGCGUGUCAAGGCCCUGGAGAGCGCGUUGAAGGAGGCCAAGGAGAACGCCAUGCGGGACCGCAAGCGCUACCAGCAGGAGGUGGAUCGCAUCAAGGAGGCUGUUCGAGCCAAGAAUAUGGCCAGGAGGGCCCACUCAGCCCAGAUUGCCAAGCCCAUCCGCCCUGGACACUACCCAGCAUCAUCUCCAACGGCCGUCCACGCCAUCCGAGGGGGAGGAGGAGGCUCUUCAAACUCCACUCAUUACCAGAAAUAAAUGCAAAAUACGGCUCUCCACGCAGCAUGUCAAGGACUACGUUAAUCACCAAUUCCUAUAUAUUUUUUUUUCCCUCCUACACAAAAUUUCCAUUUUCUUUUACAUUUGUUUACCCCAGCCAUCUGCAGUACACCAGUUUCAGAUAUUUGAGCUGUGUAGAAUUUCUGUGUGUAGAGGUGUGUGCUUGGACUUUUCCUGAGAAAUCUGAAGGGGACACUAACAGAAGAUCCACUUACCCCUGGGAACCAUUGCCAGGACUCGGCUUCGGGGUGCUGGGUGGUCUCUGGGCAGUCCCUGGAGCCUCCUGUCUCCAUAGUGCACAGUCCCAGCAAACGCCCUCCAUGCCAUUCCCUGGGGGGAACAUCCAAGUGCCCUGGAGGCGGGGAAUCACGCUCCACUGCACCUGUCUGGUCUCCUGUAAAAUAAACAUAUUACUUUAUAUUUUUAGGGAACAACAACAAAAAAAGUGCUGCUAUAAGGUUCAAAAUUUUCAUUCUGAACACUUUUCCGAAACAAAUUACCCCAAAGAAGCAUUUUGAAUAUCCCGGUCACAUCUUUGGAUCUGUGAAAUACACUUUUAGUAGGGCACCUGUUAAAAUGCAAAACAAAUUUCUUCAAGGCAGAAAAACAAUCUGACAGUAGCAAUGUAGAAUUUGUUCAUUCAAACACAUCUAUGUAAAUGUGAAAAGUCAUAAAAUUCACCUGAGCUGCUUGCUAGUGAACCUGCAGCGACUAGUCUCAGCCAGCCCACUUUGAACAUCCUUUCUUCAGGAGUGUUGAAAAUGCUGCAAAGUUGGGUGAUUGGAAAUGGGGUGGCCCCCUCCUCGCUUCCUCCUCCCUGACCCUACUGGAGCUCGCACUGGGGAUGGCUUCUUCCUGUAGGGAACCAUCUUAAGCCUUGAGGGGGUACUGCUGAUGAAAUCCAGGAUCAUUCAUUCCCACAGUUGAAAAAGGAAGCCCUCCGGCAGGGGAGUAAUUGACAAAUAUUUGUGCCUGUGAAUAAGUUGCUGUAAGUUGUUAUGUUAACCCUUCAUUGCGGAUUGUUUUUUUGAGUUUGUUCUGUGGCUUCAAAUUGAUAGAUUUCAUCUUCUUAAGCAGAAUUAGAAGAACUCGGUAUGGAUGGAUUUUUUUUUUUUUUUUUUUUUUUUUACAUUUAACUAUUGGUUUAUUUAACACAUGAAUUUAAAGCUGAAUCAACUCUUACUUCCAGUUGUGGAUUUUAGAAUGAUUGAUUUCCAAGUAGUAAAGUCUUCAGGGAAGCUGACAAAGGUUCAAUUAACUUGGUCUUGUGUGCUGCUACUAGUUUUGACAAAUUGGAGGGUAAGUCAGUGACGACCAGACUAAUCUCAGUGAAAGCAUCCAUCCUAUCUCUGUGCCUGCCCACGAUGAGGAAGCUGGCACUGUCCCUGCUGCUGUCACCACAGGAAUGAAAUGUAGGCCGGGUAGACAUGGAGUUUUCUCUUUGCUGUGUGAGUCGUAGUUGAAGUGUGUGUGUGUGUGUGUGUGUGUGUGUGUGUGUGUGUGUGUGUGUAAAGCACUGAGGACUGUGAAUUAACUUCCAGACUUUUCUUGUGUAAAAUUUUCCUAACACAGCAAAGCUGCUUUGACUUAAUUUAUUUGUUAAAUGUUGCACUUUGUUUAUGUGUUUUGGUUUUUUUUUUGGGGGGGGGGACUAAGGAGAAAGAAGAAGACAAAUUCUACUGAAGUAUUUAUUUCAUAAAAAUGACAAUUUUGCAUUCAUUUACAUUUUAAAAAUUCUUCUUUUGAUUUUCUUAUAUUGCCAGUAACUUGCCUGUAUACAUGCUCAAUGGCUAUUUACAGUCUGAUAGAAGGGGCUUCGUAGGGCAGCAUUUGCAAACCUUAUCAGGUAAUAACAUAUGCCAUAGAUUAUAAUCUUGCCAUUAAUAUGUUUGGCUCUGAUUUUAGAGGCUGAAGCAUUGGUCUUGGAGAGGAUUGCCAAUUAGUAGUUGAGUGACCCUACUGUCUAUCAUGCAACUGUAUUACUUUAUGUUUGGAAAUUGGACAAAGGUCAGUAAUUCUUUCUGGGGGCUCUCUUGUUAAUAGAUUAUUUUAGAUUCUUUCCAAAGUAACUUUUCUGUGGUUACCCCGUUUCUAUUUCUCAAGAAUCGCUUGGUCCUUUCGUGUUUCAAAAAGAACUACGUGUUUCACUUGUAGUUCCAUAUUUCUUGAUCUCCACAAGGGAUUGACAAAAUUCACACCACUUUUAUUCACAGAGAAAGUUGGCUUUGAUGUCUCUUAAAGAUAAUUCUGCUACUUGCUGAUCAGCCAGUCAGUUCACCUAGCUUCAAUCUUUAUGGACCUCUAAGCUAACUUUCCCACACUGUGACUAAAAGAUAGGCAGAUUAUCGGGGAACACAGUAUAUUCAAGUGGAUCCCUAAAUAUUACUUGGUAUAAUAAACUAAUAUCAGGACCAUAUUCUCUGUAGGCCACUUUUUUAAAAAGCCACAUUGAUGCAAUUUUCCUUGGUUUUUAAGGUUAUUACUCCUUUCCAUUUGUACUCUAAAUAUAAAAACCACACUUCUGAAUGGCUGCGCCUAUGAUUAUAUUUUUGGUUGUAUGCUGCUUUUUGCUAGAGAGAGAAAGAGAGAGAAUGUGUGUGUUUCUCCUCUGUGAAUAAUUUUAUAUUUCAUGCUACUUCUUGAAAGUUUACUUUUUGAUGCUAUAAGGGAAUAGCCAGAUGGUUUAUACAAAUAAUCUCUACCUGCAGGAUGGUGGAUUGUUAAAUUAGAGAAAUGUUGGUUGGGAUAUCAAGAUUUGUGGUUGCAUUUAACUUACCAAUUGCAUUCUUGUAACAUAGUAUGUUCCUUCAUUGACUGUAUUAUCAAUUCAUAAAGUGCUUUUAAGACUUAAAAAGAUUUAUAGGAGGAGACUAAAAUAUAUUAAUGCCAAAUGUGUUUUGAUCGUUUACUAGACAAUUCUGUACAAAUGCCUCAUCUCUUCAAAAGCUGUACGGUUGGUUUGUUUGAAUGGCAGGUAGCAGGGAGAGUAAAUGUGGAUUCAGACUUUUAAAGGAAAUAGUACCAUGAUUAUAAAAAAUUAGAAUUCAUAGUAAUAUUGGGAUAAAUGAAGAAAAAUGUUUGUCUGGAACGUAGCAUCUAGUGACUUUGUGAUGCCCUAAUUUCACAAUAAGAAGGGACAUUUCUGUCCAAGGCCAGACCAAGCCAUCCCCAAGACUCAUGGGAGAAUUAUCAGUUCUCUUUUCCUAGAGGAAUAACUGAAAGCAAAUAAAAGUCUUGACAGUCCCCUCUUUGAAGUGUAUUUUUUUUAGCAGGGCAGGAGACAUUGAGAGUCUGGCUACAUGACAUAUUAGGGAAGUUUUUCCCUGGAAGGGAGCAGGGGGAAGAUUUCACUUCAUUGUCUCACCCUGAGUAGCUUGCGUAAACUAAAGGAACCAUCGUAGCCUAAAAUGGUUUCAUUUAACACUAACAAUUUAGACUGUUUAAAAGUAUUGAAUAAGGGCCAGGUCACUGCUGAAAGAAGCACUGCUCCAUGAAGUCUGCUUACACAUUUACAUAUUGUGUACCAAUUUUAAAUAAUUUUCAUUGUGUGCAGAUACAAGGGGAAUAGGGCAUCCUGUAGGAUUGUACAUGUUUAGUGUGUAAGUAUGUAAUGUGUACUGCAGAUGUGUUUUCUCUGGGCUUUAUGUCUCUGUACAGUAGCUUUCAUUAAAAAAAUUUGUGGACAGAAUUGUUUUGGUGGUUUGAAGGGGACAAUGGCCGCUUAUAUCAAGUGAUGAUGCUGUAAUAUAGUACAUGUAACAAAAGAUCUGGAAGUAACCCUCCCCUGGCCCGUGGAAAACUUUGGUUAUCCUCCAGGUUCUAAAAUGAAGAUGUAUGGAUACUCUGGCAGACUGCAUGUUGUAUAAUUUGAAAAAUACUAAAAGUGGAAAAUAAAAUUGAGUUAAACUUU